UGAUCGCUAAGAGUGUUGGCAGUAUUGGCGUAUUUUGCUCAGGAGAGGGCAACGAGGCAGAAAAACUACCUCUUGUGAUUAACGUAGAUGGCGACAUUAUUGUAUCCACUUUAUGAGUUUAUAUGCAGGCUAUCUCAACCAAUCACUCUUAAACUGACGUCUUUGUUAAUGCAAUGCAGCGAGUGAGGUCAUGUACCAGGUGUGUCACUGGCAUUUGUUUUAAUUGAUUCCGUGUGCCACUAGUCAUUCCUUCUGUGUCAGUAGUCUACGUGUGGGGCGAGUGUUUUGCAUGUGUUGUGUGAGUGAUGGGUUGUGUGUGAAAGCAGGACACACUGAUGCUUUGCCAGUAAUUUCCACGAUGUCCCGAUGCGCUCAUUGGUGCGUCCCUCCAACGUGUCACCAGUUUUGGUGGAUUACCCCAGAUAUCUUCACCAUCGGGAGGGUGAAACACCAUUCCUUUUUCUCAGCUCUUGUCUUCACGGUGCUGUCAACAAGGACCUCUGACAACUUUUUUUUGAAACUUAUUACUUCCAAAGAGACAACUCAGGAAAAAAAGGAUUUGAAGAUUUGGAUUUGUUCUUUUACGCACGCCUAGCACAGAAAUGCAUUUAUUUACUUCAGAGUCGAGGAUGACGCAGUCUUUUGUACUUCCAGCGUUUCUGUUUUUUGCACACUUGCUGAUGCAGGGUCUCUGGGUCAGUGGCUCCCUUGGCUGCGCGUCCUGUGGUAUGCCUGCGAUGGAGAAAGACGCAGAAGAAAGGCUGAUGAUAGAAUUCGCCAAGCAGCAACUUUUGGACAAGCUGCACCUGAAAGAGAGACCAAACAUCACUCAGACGGUGCCCCGGGCAGCGCUCCUCAUUGCACUGCGCAAACUGCAUUCGGGGAGCGUCAGACAGGAUGGUACUCUUGAACUAGCAAACAGUAGGCCUAUACCUACCAACGACCAAGGCUAUGAAAUAGUGAGCUUUGCAGAUCUAAAUGAGACAGAGAUUGGUGAUGCAGCCAGCCUCAGUCUUACCUUCCAGUUUCUGCAGGAACGUGGCCAAAGUAUGCAGGUGCUCCAGUCUUCUCUGUGGAUCUACGCCCGCUCCUCUGAGGACCCUCAUCGAGACUCCCGCCUCUCUGCCCAGGUCUUCCUCUCUGCAGAAGGUGGGUUGUCAGGCUCUAACCGCACCCUGGUGAUGGAAAAGAUGCUGGAGGUCCAAGAGAGUAGCUGGCACACCUUCCCCAUCACCCGCACCCUGCAGGCCUUCCUGGAUGGCGGCCAGCGCCGGCUGCAGCUGGAGGUCAGCUGCGAUGAAGAUGGGAAGAACCUUUGCUCCCUGGAUGGUUCUGAUACCCCCAACCAGCCCUUCCUGGUUGCCCAGGUGCAUCUCCGUGAUGACCACUCCAAACACAUACUUAAAAAGCGCUCGUUGCGUUGUGGUGACGAUGUAAGCGUGUGCUGCAAGAGAGACUUCUACAUCAAGUUCAAGGAUAUCCAGUGGCAUGACUGGAUCAUUGCUCCUGAAGGCUACCAUAUGAACUAUUGCAUGGGUCAGUGCCCCCAACAUCUGGCUGGCUCUCCAGGUAUAGCAUCCUCAUUCCAUGCCACUGUCUUCAGCCAGCUGAAAGUCAACGGCAUAAACACAGCUGCAUCUUCAUGCUGUGUUCCCACUGAGCGCCGGCCACUCUCCAUGGUGUACUUCAACUCCCAGCACAGCAUUGUCAAAACGGAUGUCCCUGAUAUGAUAGUGGAGUCCUGCGGAUGUACAUAAAUGACAGAGUAUGAAAGACAUGGCAUAGUUAACAUUGAUUUGUUUCUUCACAGGAGAAUUAUGUGUGUAGACAGACAGAAAGAUAACACACAAGAACAGAGCAGGUGAAGUAUUUUUAUAUAUAUAGUUUGGGACAACCAACUCUA
This is a messenger RNA of Perca flavescens (yellow perch), 1903 nucleotides long. Its product is annotated as inhibin beta B chain. Gene Ontology annotation, molecular function: cytokine activity; hormone activity; growth factor activity. The transcript has 2 exons. Gene Ontology annotation, cellular component: extracellular region. Bases 603 to 1757 code for a protein of 384 amino acids. NCBI's taxonomy places the organism in Eukaryota, Metazoa, Chordata, Actinopteri, Perciformes, Percidae. The record is from RefSeq and is a predicted model, not a curated record.